Prinia subflava (tawny-flanked prinia) is the source of this 6851-nucleotide messenger RNA. It is a transcript of the gene ANKRD55, whose product is annotated as ankyrin repeat domain 55. The transcript has 13 exons. The coding region runs from base 2355 to 4163 and encodes 602 amino acids. Gene Ontology annotation, cellular component: ciliary inversin compartment; nucleus; cytoplasm. Gene Ontology annotation, biological process: protein localization to ciliary inversin compartment. The record is from RefSeq and is a predicted model, not a curated record. NCBI's taxonomy places the organism in Eukaryota, Metazoa, Chordata, Aves, Passeriformes, Cisticolidae. Gene Ontology annotation, molecular function: protein binding.
CCCAGCCAAAACCAGCACAGAUGUGCACCGUGUAUCUGCUGCACUGUGCCGUUUGUAGCUAACACUGUCCGCUUCAGCCGCAGUAGUUUGCUGUCAGUCACCGUCCCUUCAUUGUCCCUUAGCUAACCGGGCGGUGCCCAGCUCAGGUCGGCAGCCCUGUGCGCGGUGUUCCCCGCGCUGCCGCUCCCUCAGGCGCUGCCCGAGCGCUCCAUUCCCCGGCCGUGCCCGCAGCCCUGUGCGCGGUGUUCCCCGCGCUGCCGCUCCCUCAGGCGCUGCCCGAGCGCUCCAUUCCCCGGCCGUGCCCGCAGCCCUGUGCGCGGUGUUCCCCGCGCUGCCGCUCCCUCAGGCGCUGCCCGAGCGCUCCAUUCCCCGGCCGUGCCCGCAGCCCUGUGCGCGGUGUUCCCCGCGCUGCCGCUCCCUCAGGCGCUGCCCGAGCGCUCCAUUCCCCGGCCGUGCCCGCAGCCCUGUGCGCGGUGUUCCCCGCGCUGCCGCUCCCUCAGGCGCUGCCCGAGCGCUCCAUUCCCCGGCCGUGCCCGCAGCCCUGUGCGCGGUGCUCCCCGCGCUGCCGCUCCCUCAGGCGCUGCCCGAGCGCUCCAUUCCCCGGCCCGCAGCGGGGCCGCGGCCCGCGCCCGCCGCGCUCCGCACAUGCUCCGUGCGCCGCGCGGGCCGCGCGCGCUCCCUCAGCCGCCGCGGCUCCUCCGCCCGCUGAGGGCAUGGCACUGCUCAGAACCUCAGAUAGGCUUCCAGGCGCAUCCUUGUAAGAGAGUCCGUAACAGAAUGUAAUGUUUCCAUCUUCCUCUUGCCUUGGCAACAACCUGCAGCCGUAAAGCGGGUUUAGUUCUCUGAGAGGAAGUCUGGUGGCAGCUAUCGUUUCACUGUGUACUGUAAUAUAUGAGAUUCUACCCUGAAAACCCUGGAGGUGGCAUUUGUCCGGUCCGGUUGUAAAUAAUGAGAUAGAUCACAAUGGAUUUCAGUUCCUCCUCUGUGUUUGACCAGCACAAAGGGUGAGAUGGAGGAAGAUGAAGUGGCUGUGACUAAGACGUGGAGCCAAGUGCAUCCAGCACAAAUGACAUACAAGCUCUCCCAGCAUUUUCUGCUUUCUGUCAUGUGAAGCAUCAGAAGACCAUUUAUCUGUCAUCCUUCUCACUCCCCAUCCACAGUCAUACAGGUCAAGAAGACACCCUAUCUUGAAUUUCACCCUACAGAAAUGGAAUUUGUGUCAGUCAAUUUUAUUCAGAUUCCAGCAUGAGUGCUCAUCUGUUCCUUCUAGCCCAGGCUCUCAGGCAGGUAACACCCUGCUCCAUCUGCCUCUCCUUGCUGUGACAGCUAGGACUCGUGGGUGGGGAAGUGUGAAUCUUUGUGACUUCAUGCCACCAUCCUUUAACAGAAAUGGAGCUUGUGUUCUGCAAGAACAGACAGAGGAAGGACUUCAUUUUUCCAUCCAUCCAUCCAUCCAUCCAUCCAUCCAUCCAUCCAUCCGUCCGUCCGUCCAUUCAUCCAUCCAUCCAUCAUUCUACUUCCCCUGCUGAUACAGAAGGAUAAUUGUUCUGGGGAAAGCAGACUGAGCCCAGCAGAGGCAAAGGGGAAGUGUCUUGGUUUUAUCUGGAGGAAGAAGGGCAGAGAUACUGAGAGACCCACGUGAAGGAGUGCACCCUUGUCCUCAUCUUCCUGCCUUAGCGCCCCAGCUUACACAGUCAUGCUGUCUCCAGAAGUUUGACAGUACAGAUAAGUCACCAGUCACUUAAUCUGUCUUUCCUUUGAUCAGCUCUCAAGUGUGAUUAAGGCAUUUUCUCGACCUAACAAGGUAGUGCAGUGAUUGGACAAGUGAUGCACUCUAUAGCUCUGACCCUGUCCUGGUUUAGCCUGGACUAGAAUUAAUUUUCUUCUUAGCAGCCAAUACAGUGCUUAUUUCUCAUUAAGUAUGAGACUAAUGUUGAAAACACAGUGCUGUUUUAGUUGUUUCUUGUUAGUGCUCACCCUAAAUCCAGGACAUUUCAGUGUCCCAUGCUAUGCAGUGAUCAGGUGCCCAAGGGGCUGAGGGAGCAUGGCCAGGAGAGCUGACCCGCCCUGGCCAGAGGAUAUUCCACACACAGAUGACACGGCCAGGGUGUGAACUGGGGGAGCUGCAGCAUGACAGGCUGGGCAUCAGUCAGCAGGUGGUGAGCAACUGUAUUGUGCAUCACUUGCCUUUCUUGGGUUUUAUUCAUCUCUUUCUCUCCUUUCAUUACAAUUAUUAAUGAUGUGGUGGUGAUGAUGAUGAUGUGUUAUUUCAGUUAUUAAACUGUUCUUAUCUUAACCCACCAGUUUUACCAUUUUCUGAUUCUCCUUCCCAGCCCACAGGGUUCAGGGCAGUGAUGGAACAUUGGGGGCAUCUGGGGCUAAAGACAGACCCUCAGCCAUUGAGAACAGUACAGCUCACAGCAGCUGUACUUCUUUUUGAGUUAAUAAGGAUCAGAAACAUGAGGCUGUUUCUGACCAACACUGAUGCAGCAGAAGAGAUCGACUUGGCUGUGGUUUACCAAGCAGCAGCUAAUGGCGAUGUCAACACCCUGACUGCAGUGAUCCGAGAGGAUCCUUCCAUCCUGGAGUCUUGUGACAGAGAGGGUUGCACUCCUUUGAUGCAUGCUGUGUCAGGACGCCAGGUUGACACAGUGAAGCUUCUGUUGAAGAUGGGAGCCAAUAUUAAUACUCAAGAUGCUUGUGGACGUACCAGUUUAUCUCUGGCAACUUACUUGGGCUGGCUGGAAGGCUGUGUCAGCCUGCUCAGGAACGGUGCUAAGCAGAACAUACCUGACAAAAACGGGAGGUUGCCACUACACGCAGCCACUGCAGAGCCCGAUGUGAGGCUUCUGAGCUUGCUUCUGCAGCAGUCAAAUCUUAGUGAAAUUAAUCACCAGGACAAUGAGGGAAUGACUUCACUGCACUGGGCUGCAUUCCACAACAGACCCCAGCACACCCAAACUCUGCUGCACAAGGGAGCAGACCCAACUCUGGUGGACAAGGACUUCAAAACAGCUCUGCACUGGGCAGUUCAGAGCGGCAACAGGAUUCUAUGUUCCAUCAUUCUGGACCACUGGCAGGGACCAUCAAUAAUAAAUUAUGAUGAUGAGAAUGGCAAAACAUGCCUGCACAUUGCUGCUGCUGCUGGCUACAGUGAUAUCAUCAGUGAGCUGGCUAAAGUCCCAAAGUGCAACCUGCAGGCCCUUGAUGUGGAUGACAGGACUCCUUUGCACUGGGCCGCAGCAGCAGGGAAAGCUGACUGUGUGCAGACACUGCUGGCACUGGGGAUAGACAGCAGCCCUCGAGACAUCAAUGAGAACACUCCUCUGAUGUAUGCCAUAUACUGUGGGCACAUGGCAUGCGUCAAGCUGCUGUCUCAGGAGAGCAGUAGGUCUGAAUCAGUUCAUCAGUAUCCCUACCAGAACAACAGACUUAUAAAGAAGGAAGGACGAUUCAGUAUGUUGAACCAGAUCUUCUCGUGCAAAAGGAGGAAAGAUGAUCAGAAAACCAGUCAGAAGGAGAGAAGCAGGGAUCAAUAUCCUGGAGAAGAGACCUCAGAAGUAGAUGAUAUCAUCACCCGUUUUGAUUGCAUUAUGAAUAAAAAUUGUAGAGACAUUCCAGAUGAGUGCAAGACCACCCCUGACUUUAAAAGAAAGAGCACAGACACUAAGUACCUCAUAGCAGAAAAGAAGCAAUCAGCAUCUCAGGGACUCCCACCCAUCACCACUCAUAGCUUCUCCCCAAUCACUGCAGGCAAUUCCUUCCUAACUGCUUCCCAGAGCAAAAUGCCAAGCUUCUACUCCAGCUCCAGUAUCCAACAUUUUCCACACAAAUCUCAAAAGAGUAGGAGUGAAUACAACUUGCUGGACAGCACAGAUAGCUGCCAGGCUUUGCUGGAUGAUCCCUGGAACACAGACUCUAACCAGAGACUCUCUUACAAAGCCUGUACUAGGACUUCUUCAGACAAACUGAUGAAUGGCUUAAACUCUGAUAGAUCUCACCACGCACUUUUGUGCCCUCCCUGCCUUCCCUCCCUUCCCAGUUCUCCAUCAGCAAGAAGUUUUCAACGGAUGUCUAUAGACCAACACAAAAUGAAAAAUAUUAUUCCUGUACAGAACAGCCUAGCUCCAAUAGCCAACCACAGUGCCCACAAAACAUCAUAGAAUGGCUGAGGUAGGAAGACACCUUUGGAGACUGUCCACCCCCCUGUCCACAGAAGUCACCUCCAGCACAUUGCCUAGGAUCACACCCAGUUUUGUUUUAAAUAUCUCUAUGAAUGAGAUUGAGACUGCACAGUUUUUCUGGGCCAUCUCUUCCAGUGCUUGACUAUCCUCAGAGGAAAAAGUUUCUUAUUUCUUAGUUGUGGCAAUUGAUUCUUUCACCUCCAUAGGACUCCACUGAGAAAAGUGUGUCUCCUUCUCCAUUACUCCCCACAAUCAAACAUUUAUACAUAUUGACGAGGUCCUCUGAGCUGCCUUCUCUUCUUGAGGCUGAACAGUCCCAGCUCUUUCAGCCUCUCCUUUAAGGCUGACACUGCAAUCCUUUAGUCAUCUCCAUUGCUCUCCAUGGGACUUGCUUCAGCAUGUCCCCCUCCCUCUUGUACUGGGAGUCUCAGAGCUGGACUCAGAACUCCAGACAUGUUUCACCCGAGCAGAGUAGAGGGGAAGAAUCCCCUGUCACAAUCUGCUGGCAGUGCUGUUCCUGGUGCAGCCCUGGAGGCUGUUGGCUGUAUUUCUGCACAGGCACAUUGCUGGCUCGUGUUCAGCUUGGGGAAGCAGUGGUCCCAAAGUGCAGGAGAGCUUCAUCCCUCUCAGAGUCCCAGCAGAGUGUCAGGACUGUGAUCCAGGCUGGAUCAAGCCAGUACCUGGGGUGUUCUUCAAACACAGACACCAGCCCUACUCCCAGCAGUGUCCUAAACUCACAUUCUUGUGCUCCACCAAGCACAAAUCUCCAUUGUAUACUGGAUGAGGAUUUACAGUUUACUAAUUGUCAUCCUGCGGAUCAGCCAGGUACUAAAGCAUUCAGACCUGAUUUAAGAUUCCCUUCCACUUAUAAUCAGAAUGUCAAAAGCAAUUCUGCAGUGAUGACAAUAUUACUAGAAAUGAGGCAGAGGCAGCCUUACAGGGACCAUCAGAUUGGGUGGGAAUAUAGAGAAUCCUGCACUGCUGCUGUUUCCUACAUCAGACAGGAAGAAAAGGUGUUUGAACUACUGAGGUGGUAUUCUUUGUCUGCUCAGAAGAAAGCAAAUAAUUUCAUUGCUUUUAAAACCCCAGGUCCAAGUGUCCUAUUUUUUAAGCUUUUCUACUUAUGUUUUCUGUAUCUUCUAGUUAAAUCAUAGUUGUAAGCAAAAUUAUUAAAAAAGUCUUUCAUAAUAGUGGUUGUUCUUGCAUUAAUUCAUACAAAUGGUGAAGAAUUUAUUUCUAGUCUUGUACCAAAAACUGUUUUACAAGUAAGAUACAAUUUUCUCAAUUAAGAAUCCUGGUUUAAUUAACACAGCACAUUUAUCCAAGUGCCAUUACUGCUUGAACAUUAGUUCAAGUCAGUAACAGAAAAGCAAAAUUAUUUGCAAAAUAGACUGUAUUUCUUGUUAAUACGAAUGACAUUUGCUCCUGAAGCUUUCUAAAUAACUGUUUCAGAGUCUCAUCUCAGUAUGAGAUUUCACUCAUCCUCCAUCCAGCCCUAAAAGUAUUACCCUUUUGGACAUAGCCUUUAUCCAGGCAAAAUCCAGGCUCCAGCAACAAAGACUGAGUAUAAAUAUUUGUGUUCCUCUGGUAUUUUUAAUACACAAGAGGUGUGUUAAAAAUAUGCUAAGGGGAAAAAAAAAAACCAAAAAAAACCCACACACACAACAACAACGAAAAAACCCACAAACCUACCAAGAAGCUAGAACAAUAAAAUAAGCAAAAACUGGAAUGAGAACUGACACUACUCAGAGAUUAACUGAAAGAAGAAGUAUCUCCCCAAAAAAGGAAGAGCAAAGAAAAAAAGAAGGAAGAAAUUAUUAACUCCCUCAGUAAAAACACUUUAAAAUACACAUUAGAAAGAGGAAAAUAGGAAUGAAACAGUAGCCUAGGAAGAGUACCUAACUGACUUUAAACCAUAAAUUCUCACCCUUCAGAUAUUCCAAGGGCCAGGGAUCCCUCACAUGGCUUCUUAAGUAGCCUUAGCACAGACUGCAUCCCCUAUUCUGCAUGCCGCUGCUUCAUCCCUCACACACUCUUUCCAACUGAUCAUGGAACGCGUACAACCCCUGAAAAACAGACUGUCACACACUCCUUACAAAAUGCCAGGAUAAUUUUUCAAACAAAAUUUUCAAGAAAAAUUUCUGCUCCUCACACUUCUUCAUGUAGUUAAGAAGGUCUGAUGAGACAUUAGAGGAGACAACGUGUCUGAUGCACAAAAAAGGGACAUUAUUACUUGCUGGAAAAAAAAACCUACUACAAUAACAACAAAUUUAAAAGACAAUUUUAACAUCUAUUUCCACUGGUCAUUUAACAAUAUUUUCUGGAGAUCUGUGGUUGUUUGUGCCAUUAUUCAUCAUGAUUUGAAGUGUCUUCUUUCUCAAGUUAACAGCCAAGCAUUCCACAAAGCACCCCUGUCUCUGGAGAAGGCCACUGUGAUCCACUGCUUGCAAAAGAGGGGGGUCUAAGAUGACAAUGCCUUUCUGAUAGUCUUACUUUUGCCCCUGCAGUUUGUAGUAGCAGCCACUCCCGAGUCUCUACUGAGUGGAAAAGGCUGCCUGAACCAGUAGCUCCUGUUGUUCCACUUGCUCUUUGGCGGCCCACUCUGCCCUCCGCAUGUAGGUCAUCAGCAGGGCUUUUGCUCCAUAUAGGUCCUGGGGCCUUAAGGGC